This is a messenger RNA of Conger conger (European conger), 7448 nucleotides long. RefSeq names its product kinesin-like protein KIF19. NCBI's taxonomy places the organism in Eukaryota, Metazoa, Chordata, Actinopteri, Anguilliformes, Congridae. The record is from RefSeq and is a predicted model, not a curated record. Gene Ontology annotation, molecular function: microtubule binding; ATP binding; microtubule motor activity. The transcript has 20 exons. Gene Ontology annotation, biological process: microtubule-based movement. Bases 778 to 3852 code for a protein of 1024 amino acids.
ACCCCUGCUUUACCCGAACUACUACUCCCACCAUGGAUACAAAGAGUUUCCCAUAAGGAAGUUAGACGGUCUACACUUCCGUCUGAAAAAUCUGUUACCAUGGGAACAACGACGCUCUAUUCCAAAUUGUUGUAAACAAAUGGGGAUAACUAAAUUACUUGGAUUCAAUGGGUAAAGUAGACAGUAUAAUUGUGUAAUAUAGCUAGACUAGUUUUAAACGUUUUGCCCGUUUAAAGCAAAUCGAUUAGCUACGUCAGAUAUCUGCAAGUUAACAGCGAAUCUGGACUGAACGUCGAUAGCUAACGUUGACGUUAACUAGCUAGGCUAACUAGUCAACAGUUAUACUAUGUAACGUUAAGAUAGUUGCUAGAAAGCGAAAUAAUCUGCCGUAUUUGGCGGGAGUAAACCAGCUGCAUUUAGUAAUUUAACUGAAUGAAAUCGACACGAUUAAGUCACGUUUGCCAUGCAGCUAAAGUACUUUAACUGUCUAGCCAGCUACAAAGUAUCCGUUGGACUGGCUGUAAAUGUGUGCCAGGUGAUGAGAAACUCACGUUCCUGGUGCUGGCUUUUCUUGAAGUGUCAGACGAACCUUCAUUUGGACAAACAGGUCAGCCUAUGUGGUUAGCGGCUUAACCUUGCGUUACGCAUCCAGCAAGAGGAUUAACUAAGGAUAAACUACUUUGCAUAAUAUUUUCAACAGAUUCUAGAAACAAUUCUAGCUAUUUAUUUAAGUAAGCAAAGUAUGGAGUAGAAUAAUAAACACGAAUCCAGUACAACAUGAAAGACCUGCCAAGAGAGUCAAAGGACCAUCAACUAACGGUGGCACUUCGUAUUCGUCCACUCAAUGAGGCUGAAAUAGAGGAAGGGGCUACCAUCGUAGCUCACAAAGUGGAUGAUCAGAUGGUUGUCCUUUUGGAUCCCUGUGAGGACCCGGAUGACAUUCUGCGUGCAAAUCGGUCGAGGGGGAAAACAUACAUGUUUGAUGUGGCAUUUGAUUUCACAUCUACACAGGAGGAUGUUUAUGUAGCAACCACAAAGAAUUUAAUUGAAGGUGUUAUUUCAGGUUACAAUGCCACUGUCUUUGCAUAUGGACCAACAGGUGCAGGAAAAACCUACACAAUGCUGGGGCUUGAUUCUGAGCCAGGGAUCUAUAUUCGUACUUUGAAUGACCUUUUCAAAGCCAUUGAAGCGAACAACGAAGAUAUGAACUGCAGCGUCUAUAUGUCAUAUCUGGAGAUAUACAAUGAGAUGAUCCGUGACCUACUGAACCCUGCAUCUGGGUAUCUGGAUCUGCGAGAGGAUGCCAAGGGAGAAAUUCGAAUUGCAGGCAUCACUGAAUUCUCCACCAACAAUGCAAAAGAGAUAAUGCAGCUGCUUACAAAAGGGAACAAACAGCGGACCCAGGAGCCCACUGCUGCCAACAAAACGUCCUCGCGCUCUCACGCCAUCCUGCAAGUCACGGUCAAGCAGAAGAACAGAGUGAAGGACAUCAACGAGGAGGUGCGAGUGGGGAAGCUCUUCAUGGUCGACCUGGCCGGCACAGAGAGGGCCUCGCAGGUGAGGGCAAAGACAGAGACACAGAAUCGUGGGAAGAGGAUGAAGGAAGGAGCACACAUUAAUCGCUCCCUGCUUGCCUUGGCCAACUGUAUCAAUGCCCUGAGUGAGAAAGGAGGCAAAGGUGGCCAAUUUGUCAAUUACCGAGAUAGCAAACUGACUCGACUGCUUAAGGAUGCCCUUGGUGGAAACAGUAGGACAGUGAUGAUCACUCACAUUAGUCCAGCGAGCACUAACUUUGAGGAGUCCAGAAACACACUGAUCUAUGCAGACAAGGCCAAAAACAUAAAAACCAAGGUAAAGCGCAACCUGCUGAAUGUCUCUUACCACAUAGCCCAGUACACCAGCAUCAUUGCAGACCUGCGCAAUGAGAUUGAGAGAUUAAGAGCCAAGAUAGACGAACAGGGUCAAGAGCACAAGAAAGGAGAGAGGGCUGACAUACGCGAUGUCCAAGCGGAGGUCCAGCAGCACUCUGCCCAGUACAGCCGCAGGGAGCUGGGCCGGCUGAGAGAGCAGCUGCUCUCGGCCUUCCGGGAGCAGAUGGAGAUCCGUCGCAGCCUGGUGGAGCUGGAGAACUGCAACAUGGAGCUGCAUAUCGACACCUCCAGACACCUGGUCACCAUCUCAGACUGGGAAAGGGAGAGGGCCCGGUGUGCUAAGAAAUGGAGGGAUGAGAGGUACGGCGAGAAGGCGGAUAGAGACAAAGAGCCGGAUCGGGCGCAGGACAGCGGGGGUGAGGACAUGGACUCCACCGAGCCCCAGGACGUCACCGCGGCUCGAGAGGAGAUCAGCACCCUGCUGGCUGAGCAGCGGAAAACCGCGGCGCUAAAGUCGGACUUGGAGGAGAAGCUGGCGAGCAUGAAGCUGAAGUCCUCCAAGAUGGAGGAGCUGCUGCCGAAGAGCAUCAGCAGCGAGGAGCAGCGGGAGAUCCUCACGCUGCUCUGCAGGGUGCACGUGCUGGAGGUGGAGAACACGGAGAUCCAGUCCACCGCACUGCGCCAGGAGAACCUGAUGCGCACCAAGGACUUGCUCAUCCAGCGCUACGAGCACCACAGGACGCUGUGCGACGAGAUCAUUCAGCAGCAGAGAGCCAUCAUCCAAGACCAUCAGAUCCCGGUGCCCCAUGAGCUGGAUGAACUCUAUGCGUUGUAUUACAGUGAGCUGAACGAUCGGACCAUUGACCAGGUUUUCAGCCUCCAUACAAUUACAUCCAGCACAAUAAGGGAUGGAUCAAUAUUAAAAGUAGCGAGGCAGCUGAACCUUGAGGAUUUGAUUCCUGACUCGGAUAAAGAAGAGCUCAGCCCAAGGGUGACUGUGCAAGAGAGCAGGACUGCUCGAAAUCAGUUUCCACCUACUUCAGUAGGUGACCAUGAAAGGUCACCAUUCAGUGAAGGGAGUAAGGUUUUCAAAGCUUCUUCAAAGUCCCGUCUGAUGAAACACGGCCAUAUUUUAUCCAGCCUGCCUCCAUUAACUCAGCUCCCCAUUGGCAAGGACAGCAAUCGGCAGUUUGAGAAGGUCAGCCCAGAGACUAUGAAGGAGAUCGUGUUGGACACAAAGAGCAUCUCCGUGAUCGCAGCCAGGCGGAGAUCACGCAUGCAGGUCCAGGAGCCAGCCAGCAGGCUGUCCAUGGCCAAGGAGAGGAGCCUGGUGUCAGUGCAGUCUCUGGAAGAAGAGUCCCAGGGAAUCACCACCUCCGUCAAGCCAGCGGUCAGCAUCGACAACCUGGCCCUCUCCACCCCCGAUGAGCUAGAGGCCCGGAAAGUUCCACCCAGGGCUCCAGGGAGCUCACAGUCCACCUCCAAAAACCUGCCGAAAGCCAGCAGGAGGAACGACUCCAUCGAGAGGCGUGUGCGGAAGAAGCGCUCCAAGUCUUUUGAGGUCAACUCAAAGAGGACAUUUAAGAUCAGUGCCUCCAGGAAUCCAGGUCUUGUAAGCAUAUCAGACAACAGACUGCAGCAUUCACAAAAUGGAAACCAGUUAUUGCAAAAGAAUGUGGGAAAUCCUUCAACACCACCAGGAACCAAGAUUAAAUAUCCCAUCUCUCAUCACACAGGUGAAAGCCAAAUCCAGAAGCUGGAGAUGCGUGGUACUCCACCAAGCACAAUUCACCAGAAGAAUGCAGAGGGAAGAGGUCAGACCAUCUACAAACGAGUCAGAGGCCCUUCAGACAUCUUCAGCAAAAAUCAGCUGCUUCUGCAGGCUGGGAAUUUUAAACGAACAGUCAAUGUUAAUGCGAGACACAAGGGAACUGAAAGCAACAUCAAAAGUGAACCUCGCCACAGCAAAGGAGCAGAAUAAAUUUUGGAACAACAGGAAACUGUUUGUAUGGAUGUGAAAACAUGUGUUCCAAAAGGACAAAGUCAUUAUCCCUCAUCAGCAUUUCAGUCCAAAUGAAACUUUAGUUUUGAAGGAGCUCUUUUGGACUUGGUCACUGGUAGAGUACACACCUCAAGUGUGUGAUUUUCACACGAUGUGAAAAUCACAUACAUUUCACUUGACCUUCUCUUGCUUACUUUUCGUACAUAAUUUGUACAGAGAGGCUUAUGACUAUAAACUAUAUUUAGUGAGCAAUACAAUGCUUUGUUGUUUUGCAAGAAAAAGAUGUGCACGACUGAAUGUAUUCUAUAAGUAGCCUACUCUCUGGCUUUGUUCACUUCUGUAGAAAUGGUCAUAUUCAGUAAUAUAUUGGUACAUAUUGUACAUCUGUACAUAUUGUACAAAGUUAAACCAUUUUUCAUAUUUAUCUCAAAACCACACUCAACUAAUGCUAAUAAUUUAAAAUAUUUUAAUAGUACACUUGCUUUUAAAAUAAUGUAACAUUGUCCUGGAUUUGUUUAGUAAAGGAAUAGUUCUUUUUCUGGGGUUUUAGGGUGUUUUUGAUGGGCCCAGGCUGUUUUUAUAUGCAAUAAAUUAUAUUUUAGAAACUUACAGAUGUUCCUGAUGGCCAGCCGACAGCUGGUUUUGUGGCCAAAAGCAAGAACAUAACCUUCAAAUGACUCAAAAGCAGCUUGUAGUGAUGACAUGUUUGUAACCGCUGUACAUAUAAACAGAUUCAGCCUCUGGUAAAAUAACAUUUUACCAGAGUUACAAAAUGUCAAAUUGUACUGUGGCCUGAUUUUGUAAUGGGGAGCCAGUUCAGUAGACUGGAAAUGAGUAUGAAUUGAUUAAUUAAAACAAUAACUGAAUCACGUCUGCUCUCUUGCUUUGUUGCUUGCAGAGUAUAGUUUUCAAUAACCAUCACUGUAUUGUAGGUUGCAUGCACCAUAUGAAAAAGUUCCAACUGAAAUGAAAAUAAUUCUCAGAAGAAUACUUUCUUACUCAACACCAGACAACCCUGAAUUCCCCAUACCAGCCACUGUAAAUCCAGCUGGUCAUCAGAAACUUCUGUUAGCAUCUAAUAUGCUGUAUUGCACAUAAAAAAUGGGCCAGUAAAAAAAAUAAAAACACUGAAACUGAAAUCAUUACAAAACCACAGCAUGUGAACUAUCCUUUAACACGGGGGUGCACAACACCGGAGUGCACAACUUAAAGUGCAACUAUUAUGUUAACACCCCCCAGUUAAUGUCCGAGGAAACUACGUAGGAUUUAUUUUUCUUUUCGGAUAAUGCUUAUUACAACUGGACUUAAUUUUGUAAUGAGCAACAGAAAAACUUGAUUGAGGUGAAAAACCGAGUAGUAUGGGGGAGUCUAGCUACACAUUCCAAAAAUGACAGUAUGUAAUAAAGCCAAAUUGAAUCAAUGUGAAUUUAGCUACUAGAUAGCUACAAAGCUACUUGGCUGUCCAGUUGUCACUAAUAUUGAUAAAUGUGGCACUACGUAUAAAUGUAAAUAACUUUUUAUAGACUACGUGGUAGCUAGUUAGCUAAUCACUCCCAAUGCCUCAUUGCAUAUGGCUCACCAAACUAGUACAGAAUCUUGGAUAUGUUGUUGGAGGCAGAUGUGAAUUCCAAAGCUAAACUGACCACAGAAUGAACAUGCUGUCUGUGUGGACUACAGUAUGAUUGGGAGAGCUAACAACAAGUAGCUAGUAUCAAACUGUGGCUAACUGCGCCUAUUGAAUUAAGGUAAUUACAUUACAUUCAGUUAGCUAGCUGACACUCUUACAGGGCGUUCUCAACGAUUCUGGCACUCAACACAUUUUAAUCCAUUUCUAUGUAGAGGCUGUACAGCGCAUGAUGGAUGCAGUCUGGCGUGUUCGAUCUGCGCCAUCAUUUAAGGGAUCCAUCCAAACAAGCUAGUCAAGUUUGGUGAUUCUGGGCCAUUCUAGCUCAUGCUUUUUUUUUUUUAAGGUGAAAGGGGAGGAGGGACAUAAUCCUGACAAAAACAAUAGGGUUGCAGUUUCGCUGCUUGGGCCCCUAAAAUAUCCAGUCGUAUCCAGUUACCAUCGAUAUGGAUCGUUCUUAAUCACGUGACAAUUUUCUUGACGAUGACGUGUUGGAGGACAAGCGGCUGUAGGACCCCAUUCAUUUUGGUGGUCAAUCACAGGUGUACUAGGUCUAGAUGAAAUGGCAUCCUUUAAAAAAUUUUAUGAUGGGGUCCAGUCAAUAUCAAUUUUCAGGUUGGACGGUUGACCUGGAUGGUCGCUGUAUUUAUAUGCUUUGUAGUUGACCUGAGAUUUAAAAAUUUUUAUUUUUGGCAGAAAAAUACAUUGAGUUCUAUGCUACAUUAAUGGCAUUUUGGCAGACACUCUUAUCCAGAGCGACAUACAGUUGAUUAGACUGAGCAGGAGACAAUCCUCCCCUGGAGCAAUGCAGGGUUAAGGGCCUUGCUCAAGGGCCCAACAGCUGUGCGGAUCUUAUUGUGGCUACACUGGGAUUCGAACUACUGACAUUGGGGACCCAGUCAUGUACCUUAACCACUACGCUACAGGCUGCCCUACGGGUAGGUUGUCCUCCAGAAUAGCACAUGAGUCAAGCACACAUGGUUUGUGAUGAGUAUUAGGAAUGAUCAAUAGCUCGCCAAAAACAUAACGCUUGUGAUAACAAUCCUCAAGUAAUAUGCUACAUAAGCAAAGUGCUAAGAAAUAGGGAGAUGCCAGAUGAAUUCCAAGGUUAAUUCUUGAAUCUAAGAUGAGGUGGUUCAUCUGCCUGCCUCAGAAAAUUCAGAUUGUUUUUCUCUUUUCAAGUACAGCUAUGUUAACCAUUUCACUGAACUGCUGUGGGAUUGCUAUAAUUGUUGACAAUUUGAGUGUGGAGUCUGUUGUGGUAUGUCAUUGGCUGAGAGGUUUUCAUAAAAACAAAAUAAAAAAAAUAAAAAAACAUUUGGAAGGAGACAUGGCUUCAUGUCAUGGAGAAAACUAUUUUUAAAAUUUUUACAUUUAAAAUUGUACUUUAAGACAAGCCAGGGCCUUCAUUCUAUGCUGUAUGUAUAAUGCAAGAUUCACAGUUGAUUUCAGAUAACUGCUGUCAAAAGGUACAUGCUGCAUUCUGUACAUAUGCUUAUAUGGAACAAUGAUUAUAGUACUGACAUUUCAAUAAUACAUUAACUUACAACCACAAGAAAGCUUUAACAACUUACAAUGUAUCAUGGACAAAAGUGUUAUUUACAAAUAUAUACAGUUGUUUUUUGGACAAUAAAACGGAAGAAAAUCUACCCUUGAGCCAAACAAAAAUCUACCUGUAAAACUGAAAGUUUAAAAUGUGUUUGCUUUUUUCCUUUUGUUCUUACACUUACAAUACAUACGGAUCUGCAUGAAGAGAGCAAAGAAUUAAAAAUGGACACUACUCAGUUGUCAAAUUUUCUGGAGGGAACUGUCACCAUUAUUAUUGUAGAAUUAACCUGUUUAACAUUUGAGAUUUUACAGCCUUUACUAAAAAUUUGCAGUUGUAAUGAAGAAAUGAAAAAAGAUUCCUGUGUCAUAAAAUAAACUCUUUCAGUACAUGCUGGAAAAAGGA